CCAAAAGUGCGAAGAGAAAAUUGAGAGCCAAGCAUUGAAACCAUAAGGUAAAUAUGACAAAAAAUGGACCUACUUUGAGAAAAUUUCUUAUUCUAAGGUUAUCUAAGAAAACAGUUCAUAAUUAAAUUAUUUAUUUUAUUUGUACUUUUUGAGUAAUUGUUUCCGUAAGUUUAAAGGACUACCAACUUAUUCUUAAUGCAAAAUAAAUUAGAUAAAAAAAUUUAGUGUACACAUAAGUGGUAAUAUUCAAACACGUUCCUUUAAUUAACAAAAAGAAAAAAAAAAGUAAUACCACCCGAUGAAGUAAGAAAAAACUAAAAAAAAUAAAUGAAGUUGUUUUUGACUAAGAAACGAAACGUGUUGAAAGCACCCAAGCAAAGUAGCUUGCUAUUGUUAAUUUAUUUAGGUUGUAUUUUAAAGAGAAGAGAAAGAUAAUAAAGCUAGGAGGCUCAUUAGUAAGUGCAAAGGAAGGAGGAAAAUAAAGAGAAUGCCAUGUUCAAGAAAAGAAGCCCUUAUUAAGCUAUUCUACUAUGUCACAAGUGCUAUCAAGUUCUUCUUCCUCUUUUUCUACCUCUUCUCCCUCUUUUUUGCUAAGCUCUUCACUUAUUUUUUCAGCAGAACCGACGACGAAUAUGAGGAUGAAAUAUCAAAUGAAGACGACGACGAAGAUGAGGAUGAAGAGGAAGAGGAAGAGGAAGAUGAAGAAGAUGAGUACGUUUAUUAUUCUUCACAUGUGGAAGCCAGAGAUGAUCAUCUUGUUGCUGAUAUACUAAAUGAUGGAGAGGCCUUAGUUUUUCUUCCUAAAGAGUUAUUAGGUGAUGAUAAUCAAUCUAGUACUCACUCACUUGUUCAUAACAGCUCCUAUGAAAGCUUAUUUCAAGACCCACUUGAAGAAGCCUUUGAUGAUGAAAUGUUCCAGUUUCAGAACUCCCCAAAUAGCGGCUCUGAAUUCGACCACAAUUACACUGAUGAUGAUGAUAUUGGUGAGGACGAUGUUGAUUAUGAAGUGAUCAAUGAAGAGUUUAUAACAACAACUAUGGGAUCCAAUGUAGUAGAUGAAAUCUCUGAGUUAAUAGAUGAAGACAACACCAACAAGUACAGAAAUAAUGAUAAUUUUAACGAGUGUGGGUCAGUGUACGAAGAGGUGCCCGAGACAUCUCCAAGAAUUAUUGAAGCUAAGACAUAUGGCUUAGAGAUGAAUGGUGAAAGUAAUUAUCAAGGAGGUCAAAAUGAUGAGAAGAAAUUUGAAGUCGUAAAAGAAGAUUCGAAUUUUACAAGGGAUGAAAAAUUUCUCAUAUUUGAUCCACCCACAUCGGAAGCUAAGAAAUUGAUUAUAGAGUUGGAAAAAGAAGAGGGGUUAUUUGAAGACACAUACACUGUUGGAUCAACUUCUAAAAGUUCAUCUGAAUGGAGGAGUUCGAUAAGGGAUUCGGGUACUGAUGAUCCGUUUUCUUCUUCAUCAAGGAGGAGUUGCCCCAAAUGGGAGUCAUAUGCUGUUUAUCAAAAGUAUGACGAGGAGAUGAUGUUUCUUGACAGAAUUAGUGCACAAAAGCUCCAUGAAACAGAAUCACUAAGAUCAAUUCAAGUGGAGCCAAGAUCAAUAUCCCAAAGAAUAGUGCAUAAACUGGCUAACAAGAAGAAGAGGAGUUCAGAUGAUGGAAUCUACAAGAAUAAUCCAUACAAUGAACUAGAGCUAGCAUAUGUAGCUCAAAUUUGUUUAACUUGGGAAGCGCUUAACUGGAACUAUGUAAGCUUUCAGCGUAAGCGCGAUUCGAAAACGGAAGCGCUGGACGACAAUGGCUGUCCUGCACAUAUAGCGCAGCAAUUCCAGCAGUUUCAAGUACUUCUUCAGAGGUAUGUUGAAAGUGAGCCUUAUGAGCGUGGUAAGAGGCCUGAAAUUUACGCGCGAAUGAGAAGUGCUUCCCCUAAAUUGCUUCAAGUGCCUGAGUAUCAUGAUUAUGAAGGCGAAGAGAAAGAAGUUGUUAGUGGAAGAAUAGCGUCGGAAAUGUUCCUCAAGAUAUUGGAAGAUGCAAUUCAAACAUUCAUGAACUUUCUGAAAGCAGAUAGGGAGAGUCAUUGUCAAGUUAUCACUGCUCUAUUAUUUAAAGCACGUCCAAGAGGAUCAAUUGAUCCUACUGUUAUUAAUGUGGUCAAGAAACACAACAAAAAGAAGAAGUUGAAGCUGAGAGAAUUGCAACGGACUAGUAUAUGUUUUAGAAAAAGGAAUUUAACAAGGGAGGAAGAAAUCGACAUUUUGAUGGGUUUAAUUGACUUAAAAGUGGUCUCAAGAGUUUUAAGGAUGGCAGAAAUAACACAAGAACAAUUGCAUUGGUGUGAUCAGAAGAUGGGCAAACUUAGACUUUUAGAAGGAAAACUACAGAGAGAUUCCUCUCCUCUUUUCUUCCCUGCACAUUGACCCACAUAAACUAUAUGCUUUUGCUUUGAUGACUAGACUCUGCAUGGAAAUGAAUAUCCAGUGGGAAAAUCAAACAUCCCUUUUGGCUCUUAAUUGGGUUUUCAUAUAGACCCUCCGUCCUCAAUUAGUAGUCACACUGAUAAUGGUGGUAGAUUCUUUUAGAAACAAAAAAACAAGGUUAGAAGACCAAUAAUAAGAAAUAAUUAGAGAUUGGUUAAUGACAUUUUUAUUAAGUAGCUCAAAUAAGAAAAUUAAAUUUAUGGUUCCACCUUUUUCAUUAUUCCUUUAGAUUUUGUAGUUGGUGGUCCAUAAUCCAAGAUAUCAUAAGCCCUAAAUGAGAGAGAUAGAAUUUUCCUGAAUAUCCUAACUAGGGCACUUUUUGUAUAUAAAAAAAGCAAGGGAAUUUGAAGUUAGUAGUGCCCUACAAAUCAAAGGCAAAUUCAUGUGGAUGAUACAACUUUUGGCGAUAAUAUGAGGGAAUCGUAUAAAGAGGGAGUGUAACUUUGUUUUGGGCUCCUUGAUGUGCUGGACGUGGAAAGUGAAAGAGCAACAGGCAAUUAGCAAAGCAAGGAACCAGACUACCAGAGGAUAUAGACAAGUAUGGCUUUAGCUUUAACUUUAUUUUCCCUUUUAUAUGAGGGAUUGUUUAUAGAGAAGGUUUUAGAGAAAUAUUUUAAAAGAGAGAAAAUGUAAAGUUUGCUGCAGACUACGUAGUGGGAAUAAAAAGGUUGCGCAUGUUACACUUAAAGAUUAGCAACCUCAUGUCCCACUAGUUUUAGUGGGAAAAAAUAAAUAUUUGAACAAGUAGAGUUGUUACUUGUUAGCACUUAGCUUGAUACAUCAAAAAAGAACAUUUUUACUUCUUUUGAAUAUUUUUAAGGGAAAACAAUUGCUACUUCA
Messenger RNA from Beta vulgaris subsp. vulgaris (sugar beet), 3316 nucleotides. RefSeq lists its product as hypothetical. The transcript has 6 exons. NCBI's taxonomy places the organism in Eukaryota, Viridiplantae, Streptophyta, Magnoliopsida, Caryophyllales, Amaranthaceae. The record is from RefSeq and is a predicted model, not a curated record. Bases 488 to 2416 code for a protein of 642 amino acids.